AUGUCAUCUUUUCUGGUUUUUGAAGCUCCGUCCCACACUCCCCAUCCUGAUCUCUCUCGUCAGCUUGAACAAGAAAAUUCAUCCCAUCAACACAUUGAAAAAUCAUUGUUUUUAGCAGGAGGAAUUUCAGGUUGUGGAAAUUGGCAUCGUGACGUGAUUUCAAAUUUACACAACAAGUGUGAAAAGUUAUUUCAGCAACAGACCAGUACUUGGUCAUCAUCACACCAACAAAGUCAUCACGAUGUUGCUGCAAUAACAAGAAAAAUCAAAAUUUAUAAUCCACGAAGAGAACAUUUUGAUGUGAGUGAUCAAAGUCAAUCCGAAAUUCAAAUCAAAUGGGAGCAUGAGUAUUUGCAUUCGGUUCAAGCAGUUUCUUUUUGGUUUUGUUCCGAAACAUUAUGUCCAAUCACUUUAUAUGAAUUAGGUAAAAUUUCAAUGAUGCCAAAUAUCAAGCUUUUUGUUGGUGUUCAUCCUCAAUAUCAAAGAAAACUCGAUGUUGAAAUUCAAACUCAACUUGUUCGGCCAGAGGUUAAAAUUGUGUACACGAUUGAGGAUUUGUGCGAUCAAAUCUUUGACUUGUAUCUUUCACAAUAA
Naegleria lovaniensis is the source of this 594-nucleotide messenger RNA. RefSeq lists its product as uncharacterized. Lineage: Eukaryota; Heterolobosea; Eutetramitea; Acrasida; Naegleriidae. The coding region runs from base 1 to 594 and encodes 197 amino acids. The transcript has 2 exons. The record is from RefSeq and is a predicted model, not a curated record.